Molecule: messenger RNA, 1257 nt
Organism: Aspergillus calidoustus
Lineage: Eukaryota; Fungi; Ascomycota; Eurotiomycetes; Eurotiales; Aspergillaceae
Source: the annotation of a GenBank genome assembly
AUGAAGCCUAGCACCCCAUUUCGCAUUAUUAUCGUCGGUGGAGGCAUAGCCGGGCUCACGGCGGCCAUUGCGCUGCGGGCUCCCAACCGGCGAAUCGUCGUGCUUGAACAAUCGCGACUGAACAAGGAGAUUGGUGCGUUGAUCUCGCUACAGCCAAACGCAACCAAGAUUGUAUACGAUACAUGGGGACUGGGUAAGCAUCUGGAAGAUGCGCGUGGGUUGGUAGAUGAAGGUUUCCGCGUGUACUCGACCAGCGGAGAGCUCGUGAACCACGUUCCGCUGACAACAAAGACCGAGUAUGGAGCAAACAGAAUUGUCUACCACCGCAUGGACCUGCAUGAUGCGCUAAAAAAGGCCGCGCUUUCCACAGAAAGGGAUGGGGAUCCUGUUGAAAUAAGAGUCUCAUCGCGCGUGGUUGCAUGCGAUCCCGUCAAGGGGACCGUGGAGCUGGCAGACGGUAGUCUAGUGGAAGGCGACAUUAUCGUCGGCGCAGACGGAAUACAUAGCGUGCUUCGGAAGUAUGUGUUAGAUAGACACGUUACUCCUCUGCCGACAGGACAUUCCGCAUAUCGCUUGAUGAUUCCCUCGGACGUUCUUGAAGAGCAAGAAAAGGAAUUCUGCAGUAAGAUCAACCCACGCAGCUCGUUCACUUCAAUGAUGAUCGCGCAUAACUGCCGCCUGAUUAUGGGUCCCGGUAGACAAGGAGAUGUAUUCGGAAUCGUUGCAAUGGUCCCUGAUGAACAAAUGAACGAGGAUCCUAACGAAAAGCAAUCAUGGGUCGCCGAGGGUAAUCUCGAGAAAAUGCUGGACACGUUUUCCGAAUUCCCUGAAUGGAUGACAAGCAUUUUCAAACAUUCGGCAGACCUUGGCUUGUGGCAAUUGCGCGACAUAGAUCCUCUUGAGAGUUGGUCCCGCGGGCGGCUUAUCCUUAUCGGGGAUGCCUCGCAUGCGAUGCUACCCACGCAAGGACAAGGGGCCAGUCAGGCCAUUGAGGAUUCCGAAGCACUAGGUGCAUUCUUUGCAGAUAUAAUCGCCGCUCCCGCGCUCGAGGAGAUUGAACGAAUCUUCCAGGAUAUAUUCCACAGCCGACAGGCGCGUGCAAGCCUUAUCCAGGCAUACAGUCGGCAGGCUGCUAAGCCGGGUGCGGCAAAGGGAGGAAAGACUGUCACGAUGAAACCGGACGAGUUCAUGGCGUUCAACUGCAUGUAUAACGGCGCCAAGGAGUGGCUCUGCCGGCAGGUAGAUUCGAAAGUUUAG